This is a messenger RNA of Penicillium coprophilum, 2490 nucleotides long. RefSeq lists its product as uncharacterized. Lineage: Eukaryota; Fungi; Ascomycota; Eurotiomycetes; Eurotiales; Aspergillaceae. The transcript has 4 exons. Bases 1 to 2490 code for a protein of 829 amino acids. The record is from RefSeq and is a predicted model, not a curated record.
AUGGAGAGUGGAAGUGUUUGGCAUCGUGCCAAAUAUGUGUUCUCUAGUCAACGCUAUCAUGGUGUUCCCAGCAAUCAACCCGAGAAAGCAAUACUUCAUUGGUCAAAUCGAAUUGAAAGUCAGGAAAAUAUCGAAGCCAGUGCCGAAGCAGAGGUUACUAAACACGACUCAUCCCGCCCCCAAAAGCCACAGUGGAUUAAUGGCGUCUUGCUCUGUGCCAAGGCAACUACUGUUCUGCUUCUUUUGAAUCUCACCUUCAUUGCAGUCGCUGCUGGACUUGCCAGCCGAAAUUCAGAGAACAGUGGAUUCUCCAGCGUUCAUGUAAUGUACCAGGGCAGCUGUAUCUUGUCCAAACGAUGGAACAUCGCCCUGCACUUGAUAAUCAACAUAAUCAGUACUGGAAUCUUGGGUGCGAGCAACUACUGCAUGCAGUCACUGGUCGCGCCGAGUCGGGAAGAGGUCGACAAAUAUCACGCACAAGGUCGAUGGCUUGAUAUCGGAUGCUCGAGUGUGAGAAAUCUCUUUGUCAUUGGACGAUCUCGGCUCGCUCUAUGGCUGCUACUGCUUAUCACGGGAACACCGUUUCAUUUGUUGUACAACUCGAUGGUCUUUGAGGCCAUGGCCGUAAACGAAUUUCGGGUUGUUAUGGGACCUGGGGACUUGGAUUCUUCCAACAUCGCGAGUUUGAAAACUCCUGCUCUUGAUCAGUGUUUUAUAAUUUCCCCAACGUUGCGGAGUGAGGAAGAUCCUGCAUAUCACGGUCUUUAUUCUGACGUUGAUGCCAGAGACUCAAACCCAGAGCUAGAGCAUGGUUGGUAUUCUGAGAGUGACUUAAGCUGGCAUGACUUUGCCGCUGAUAUUGAGCGUGGGAACUAUGACCGCCUGGACACUCAGCAAUGCAUCGAUAUUGAUAUUUAUAACAGUGGAAAUGCUACGAUACUCUGGACGAGCCUCGCGGACAGCAUUUACUCAGGUGGUGGGCACAGUAAUGAAGUGCACGGGUCUGCAUUUGCUGGUAAGACCUUGAUGAUCAAUAUCCUUGACUCUGGGAGAGCAAAUUACUACACAAACGAUAAUUUCACGGCUGAAGCGUGUCUUGACACUCUGGAUACAGCCUCCUGUGACGAUGCCGAUCUUCUGUUGAAAUGGGCCAAUUAUGAUGAGGACCAGCCGACACUUGAGAGUGUGGAUCGAUACAUACAGGUUAACACCACAUCUAACAUCAUGGCAAGUGGCUACGUCAUUACUUGCAAUCCAACCAAUAGAUCAGGAAGGUAUAACAUCGACGGAUGUCUUGUGAUCAAAUCCGAAGAGCGAUGCCAGCUGCUCUAUAGUCCGCCGAUUUGCAUUAUCAUUGCUCUCACGACAUCCCUCAAGGUCCUGGCAAUGGUCCUAGCGGCAAGAAUAGGUCGCUAUAGAUCGCCGCCUUUGCUCACCGUGGGCGAUGCGGUGGCAUCAUUUAUGGAAAAACCAGAUUCCACCACGGAGGGCAUGUGUUGGUUAUCCAACGCUGAUGUCCGCCGUGGGGCCUGGAAAGUUCCCCAAAAGACAGAGGACCCUGAUGCAGAGACUUUGGAAAGAGCCGAUCAGCGAGUGCCGAUGGAAUACAGGCGAUUAUCGCAACGCAAGCACUGGCUGCAAGCCUCAAGCCCUAUACGCUGGAUAACAACCCUCGCCUUAUGUUCAGCAUGUAUUGCCGCCGGAGCAAUCCUCUUUGGAAAAGCCAUCGCUCCACUAGGAGAGCGUUGGUUGACGCCCGAAAUUCUCCAAGAAAUAUGGCAAAAGGGGUUCUCUGGUGCCAGGGACCAUACCGACCUUGUUGACCUAAAAAGGACAUUGUCAACUUUGAGCUCUGUGGUGAUGGCCAAUAUACCACAGCUAGUCAUCACAGUCAGUUAUUUCUUCUACAACAGCGUGUUGACUAGCAUGCUUGCGACAGCCGAAUAUAGCUCCUACGGGGCAAGUUCAAAGCCUCUUCGAGUGACAUGGCCCAUAAAAGACAGCAUGCAGCAGUCAACGUAUUGGUUGUCCAUGCCAUAUCAGUAUGGAGUCCCUCUGAUGGUGGCUUACAUGAUUCUCCAUUGGUUGAUUUCCCAGAGUAUCUUCUAUGCCCGGGUCACGAUGUAUGACUGGGUUGGCCGAGAGAUUCAGGGAUUCUCGAUCAACUCCCUGAGCCAUAAGCCUUUGGCCAUCUUUAUUUCUAUAUUGACGGGUGCGCUCAUGGUCUGUAUGUUGCUUGGACUAUCGGUCAGAAAGUUCAAGUCCGAAAUGCCGUUAGCGGGGGCUUGCAGUGCUGCCAUCAGUGCUGCAUGCCAUUUGCCCAAGGACGAGGACUUGGGUCAUGCCGCUAGAGGGUCGGUGACGUGGGGAGAAACAGUGGCAUCGCCAUCCUGGGCGGGUGAUUUUGGUGGAAUCGAGGAUGACAAGGGGCAUUGUAGCUUUACAUCUUUGGAGACAGUAAAACCUUCGUUGAGCAAGAUGUAUGCUUAG